GCGAUGGUUCAUCUCUCUUGAAAAAACAUCUUUCCCUCAUCAGGAAUGCUUCGCGUUGUGCUCGCGGUCGUUUGAGGUUAUUUUCGCGUGAGUGAGACAUCGCGGGUUGCAAAAUGACGGAAAAUAAUGUACCCAGAAUGAAAUCGCGCAAUGGGGCGCGAAUUUUUAAAAAUCCACCACAGCCGCACAUGUGUAUUCAAGAUUUUAUACAGGGUACUAUAGCUCCAUGUUAUGUAAAUGUACUGUCUUGGGACAAAAUUGCAAUGCCUCGCACACCUUCACUGCCUGUGCCACUCUAUGGAGGUAUGAGGGUGCCACCCCCUCGCACAAAGACAGAGGCUAUAGUGUUUGCUGUAAUGGCCAAUCCAGAAGUCCUACGAAUAAAUGGCAAGAAUGCUCAGGAAGCAAAGAAACGUACGAGUUUUAUCGAGUUACUAUUAGAUUUCAUAGAAGCUAUGAACGCAGGGGUAAUUUUCAAUCGUAAUUAUACGAUUAUGAAAGAUCGAGACAUCACGGGUGAGUUGAAGGAGGUCUGGAAUGCAGUGCUAGCUAUACGUGACAACGAGCAGCGUCCUCCGCAGCAGGAAACUUGGAUUGAUGUUCAACCUCCCAUGUCGCAAUUUCUACAGUAUCCAGAACAACAGCACCAGCAACAACAACAACAGCAGCAGCAGCAGCAGCAGCAGCAGCAAGAAUACAUACCUCAACCACCACAGUAUCACUCAAGCAUCACCUAUGGUAGGAUUAUUAACAAUGAAAAUAUGCAUUAUGAGAACUAUGGACAUCAGUCUCAGAGUCCAGUAAUUUCCAAGAACGAGUCCAUCUUCAUAUCUGGGCAUAUUGUGGCGCAACACUCUCCUAACAACGUUCAUCAAAUUGCGCUCGAUCAACGUACUGACAACUAUCGCGAGCGUGGCACAGAUAAUCAAGUUGUGCAGAAUAUUAUUGCUGCACAACAUCAAUUUCAACCUAGGCAAACGUGGCCACAGUAUGUGAAUAUAAAGUAUUUGCCUCCGACUAUUAAUUCUCCAACCCAAAUGAAGCCUUUUCAGCCAUAUACUUAUCAGCAGCAGCAACAGCAGCAGCAUCACCACCAACAACAACCACAACAAUCACAACAACAACAACAACAAUCACAACAGCAGCAGCAGCAGCAGCAAUCACCGCCUCCGCCGCCGCCACACAUGGAUAAUACGAUGUACUUUAAUAUUCGCAGGAUGCAACCGCAACCACAACACUUUAAUCACGUACAGUCACAGUAUGCUGAGCAAUCUGGGCCAUUCAAUAUACAAAACAAUACGCAUAGAGCAAGUAGACCGCAUAUGGGAGUAGCUCAGAAAAACAACGUUACUAAAAGACAGGCAAAUUCACCGACACAUAUUUCUUGUACAAAUUGCCAAAAUAGAGAAGACCAAUCUUUCACAAAGCCGAAGAGUCCUGUUAAAGUUCUUCAAAGGGAAAUGUUGACGGAGCGACAAGAUACAACUAAUGUGGAGAAUAAAGCUUCAGCGGAAAAAACAGAAGAAUCGAAAACUGUUCCGGUAACAGAUUUAGAUGAGGUUCUAAAAAAGAAUGAUGAAUUUGUGGUUAAUACGUAUCCAGAAAAACAAGACAUCUGUAAUACAGAACCCGCGUGUACCACCAAUGAAGCGCCAUCAUGUGAAGAAAAGAAUUCUAUAAAAUUGGAAUCCAAUAAAAUGCUUUUGAUGGAAACGAAAGGAACGGAAGUGCCAGCUACACAAUUGACUCUUCAGAAAAAUGCCAAUAAGUUUGUUAGAGGCAGUGCGCGAACGCGAAGAGCGCAAACGACCAAAGAUGAUAAGCGUAACUCUUCAGAGAGUCCAAAACGCUCACAGCCAACAGUGAAUAGCAUUAUUAAGAGUGUAUUUAAAAUUAACCCAGGCGGGUCCAGUGAGGAAUCAUCCAGUAAGAAAAAAACGAAUGGCCAAGCAAGAUCAACUAAUGGCAAAGCGAUGUAUGAAAAUGAGGAACAGGUACAGCAAGGAUAUACGAUAUUGAAGAAGGAGGCUCAGGAGGAGAUGGUGAGUGAGAUCGCUCAAUUAUCUAUUCAAGACUGCAAGGAUGUGACUGAAGUCGCUCCCGUACUCUCGUGAUAGCCAGGCCUACAGCUGGUACUCAGCUGUGUCCGCGCGCCACCAAGGGUUUUGUUGUAAAUAGGUAGAAUUUUAGAAAGAAGAAACAAAAGACACCGCGGAUAGAGGAGAGGAAGGGGGAAAUACAUCUUUGACUAAAUCCAGACCUUUAUCAGACACUUCGAAUGAAAUCGGUACGUCCUUGAGACGGCUUUGAUUAUUAUCG
Molecule: messenger RNA, 2319 nt
Organism: Cyphomyrmex costatus
Lineage: Eukaryota; Metazoa; Arthropoda; Insecta; Hymenoptera; Formicidae
Product: PH domain-containing protein DDB_G0275795
Exons: 4
Coding region: 114-2114 (666 amino acids)
Cellular component (GO): cytoplasm
Source: RefSeq, a predicted model, not a curated record